Gaeumannomyces tritici R3-111a-1 is the source of this 2893-nucleotide messenger RNA. RefSeq lists its product as hypothetical. NCBI's taxonomy places the organism in Eukaryota, Fungi, Ascomycota, Sordariomycetes, Magnaporthales, Magnaporthaceae. Gene Ontology annotation, cellular component: Ino80 complex. The record is from RefSeq and is a predicted model, not a curated record. The transcript is spliced from 3 exons. The coding region runs from base 216 to 2498 and encodes 760 amino acids. Gene Ontology annotation, biological process: double-strand break repair; regulation of DNA-templated transcription.
CUCUCAAGCUGUGCGACGACGGAAGCAGAACAUAGUUGAGUUGAGUGCAAUUGAGCGGAGUUGGAGCCUCAAAAUUGCCCACCACGCGACAAACUCCGCUUCCCAUUCUCGAACCAAACCCAGACGCCCAUGCAACAAACCCAUCGCCCUGCCCAUCCACUGCAUCCGCUAGCCGCCACUUGACCGCGAGACAGCAUCGUCACGGAGCUGUCAAGAUGGUUGGCAAAGUCAGCGAGCGCGUCCUCCUUCGGGAAGGACUGGAGCGCACCGACAAUGGCAUGAAGCAGUCGAGCUGGCCCGACGUCCCGCAAAUCAACCAAAAAAACUACUACACAGAGUACAUGAAGCGCGAUGACCAGGUCCUGGCCCUCCGUCUCCAGGGCGAUGCGACGCGCGAUAGGCUCGUGCAGAACGCAAAGGAUCGCGAUCGCGCCCUCAACCAACAUGGCGACCUCCCGCUGCCCGUGCCCGACAUGCAGGCCGACGACGGCCCCGCCCCGACUCCAGCCGCUCUCGACCCAUCCAAGAUCAUCGUCAUCCACCCCGGCAGCCAGAACCUGCGCAUCGGUUUUGCCAGCGACGCCCUGCCCAAGACGGUCCCCAUGGUGGUCGCCACAAAGUGGCCCCAGACUGAGGAUGAGGAGCACGAGGCGCUGCCUCGCCGCCAGUUCGAGGCCUCGACCCAGGAGCAGAUGUACGGCGAGGAGUGGUCCAAGAAGUACCUGAAGAUCAGUAACGACCUCAAGGUCGACAUGCGCGCAAACAAGCGCAAGGUCCUGCCCAACUCCAAGGAGCUUGUCCAGAACUUCAACCGCCGCACCAAGGCCGAGACGAUCAAGAAACACAACGACCCCAUCGAGGUCGAGUGGACCGACGUGAACUCGGGCGAGGACCCAUCAUCUGUCGCAUCCUGCUUUAUUGGACAGCAAGCACAGUUGAUUCCCAACGACUCGGCACCCAAGUUCAAGCUCUGGUGGCCGAUACAGUCAGGAUGGCUGAACGAGGACGAGUACACGUCGGCCGAGCGGCUCUACGACGACUUCGAGACCAUCCUGGACAGGGCUAUCCGCCAGGAGCUAGGGCUGACGCGCAACAGCACAUGGCCGCAGUACUCGUGCGUCUUUGUCAUCCCAGAUCUCUACGACAAGAAGUACGUCGAGGCGGCGUUGCGGUCGUGCAUGAAGUGGUUCGAGUUCAACAAGGUGUGCUUCAUCCAGGAGAGCAUGGCGGCCACCUUUGGCGCCGGCUACACCCAGGCCUGCGUCGUCGAUGUGGGCGCGCAGAAGACGUCCAUUACGUGCGUCGAGGACGGCCUUUGUGUCGAGGACUCGCGCGUAAACCUCAAAUUUGGCGGCUACGAUGUGACCGAGACAUUCAUCAAGAUGAUGCUAUAUGACAACCUGCCCUACGAGGACAUCAACUUGCGGCGGCGCUACGACUUUUUGCUGGCCGAGGAGCUCAAGAUCAAGUACGCGACGCUGUCACAGGAGAACAUCAAGGUUGUCGAGAAUACAUUCCACGUGCGCGCGCCCAACCAGCCGACCCAGAAGUACAGUUUUAAGCUGUACGACCAAGGUCUCCUGGCAUCAAUGGGCGUCUUCGACCCGACAAUCUUUGACGGCAGCACCAAGCUUCGUGGACGGAGGAAGCUCAUCGACCGAUCUUACAACGCCUACGAUGUCGAGUACCCCGACGACCCGACGUCGGCGGCCCAGUUCGCCGCCCUGGCCCACGUCAAGCCCACGAUCGGGGCGGCCACGGCCAACGGGGUCUCGCAGGAGAUGCCGACGCCGGGCAAGGAGAAGGCUCAGCCGUUCAACUACCUCAACCGCGGCGCCGACGCCAACGGGACGCCGCUGGGGUCCAACGCGCCAUCGCCAGCCCCGGAGGGCGCCAGCACCCCCGUCCCCGCGCCCUUUGUCUUCACCGGCGGCAAGGAUACCAACGGCACCAGCAGCCCGGCCCCGAACGGCAGGAGCGGCGGCACCCCCGCGCCGUCGUUUGGAGGCGGCGCGGCGGGCUUCGCCAACGGCGGGCCGGCGCAGCAGCAGCAGCAGCAGCAACAACAGCAGGCGCACCCGCCCGUCAUGUUCAUCGAGAACCUGGCGCGGACGCAAAAGGCGCUCGCGGUGGAGCGCGACUCGGUGCUGCCCGUGGUGCCGCUCGACAUGGCCAUCAUGAUGUCGAUCCAGAACGCGGCCAAGGGCGAGGACAAGAAGCUGCGCGACCUGCUCGGCUCCAUCAUGGUCAUCGGCGGCGGCGCAAAGGUGGCAAACUUCGCCCCCGUCCUCGAGGAGAAGCUCAAGGCCCGCCGUCCGGACCUGACGGACCGCAUCCUCGUCAGCCGCAGCGCCCGCGACAUGGACGAGCAGGUCGUCGUCUGGAAGGGCGCCAGCGUCUUUGCGAAGCUGCCCACCAACGACUCGUGGAUAACGCCGCACGAGGUUGAGAGGCUAGACGCGAGGGUGUUGCACCACAAGGUGCUGUGGGCCUGGUGAGUGAUGAGCCUUUCUAUUUAUUUUUAUUUUUACCUUUUUCUAUUUUCCCCUCGUCUCUAUCGGAAAAGGGGGUGUAUGUAUGUAUGUGGCUUGGAAUUUGGGCGGAUCGGGGGGGAGUGUGAGGCGCAGUGGGUUGAUGAUUUAUUCGCUAUUCACAAUGUCGACAACGCGCACACAAUCUUCACUUGGACGAGGCAUGCAAAGUUAUACCAACUGCGGAAAGGUCAGCGUCUCUUUUUAUACUCGGUCUUCCUUCUGUCUGGCGUUCGUCUUGCGCACAAAGUGGUGCGAACUAUACCGUUUUCUUUCUCGCAGACGACUUGUAUAGAGUAAUAGGCAUACACUUCGUCCAUCAGCUUGCAUGUUUGGACCAUGGAACAUGUUGAAAUCUACGC